Molecule: messenger RNA, 4047 nt
Organism: Gossypium arboreum
Lineage: Eukaryota; Viridiplantae; Streptophyta; Magnoliopsida; Malvales; Malvaceae
Product: pentatricopeptide repeat-containing protein At1g09900
Exons: 3
Coding region: 487-2901 (804 amino acids)
Molecular function (GO): protein binding
Source: RefSeq, a predicted model, not a curated record
UUAAAGUUGUUCUUUUCUUCGUGUCUUGCGGGACUUGAAGAAGCAAAGAGAUUAAUCGAUUGUUUUGAUAGCUAGUUUCAUGCAUCGACUUGCAUCUAAAUCACAAUUUUUGUAUUUUAUUACAUAUUAUUGGUUGCAAACUUUACCAGAACACUUAUUUUUUGGGUUACUACUACCCACGAAUUUUUUCAUUUUUUUUUGGGUUACAAACUUCACAGAAAACAGCUUUAAUGGGUUAAAGCAUACCCAAAGUUUGAGGGUCCAAGGCCUGGCAGCCCCUCAGCCUGGGUCAUCAAACUUCAAAGCAAGGCCAAUGGAGGGGAUGGCGCAAAGUGGAAAGAACAGAAAAAGGGCGAAACGAGAAAGACUAACCCACAGAUUGGGAGAUUUUCAGAAGCUUGAUAAACUCCACUGUGUCACUCUACACAUUCAUACAAAGUUUCCCAGGUCAUAUAAGCUCCUUUUUUGUUCAUUAACUUCGCAGAUAUGCACUCUGGUUACUUCUCUUAUCAUAGAAUUCAGAGAAUCCUAGCUCGUCGUUGCCCUUUUGUCUAUAUUAGAUUUAAUGCAUAUUUAUCUUCGUUUUCAGAAAGUAAUUUCAAUCCUGGUUCUCAUCCUGUGAGUGAUUCUAAUGUCAGUUUUGUGGAAAGAGAUCAUUUUAAUGAGGGAAAUGUUGAUUUUGGUAAAUUUAGAGAGAUGGGUGUUGAAGACUCUAGGGAGUUGAGUUUGUUUGCUGACAAUAAUGGUGGGUAUCAAAGGAAUCGAAGCCUGAAAUUUGAUGGCUUUGAUGAAAUUGAAGAGGAAGAAGGAGAUAAUUGUCGUACUGAUGAUGAUUUUGUGGUAUUGAAUUCAUAUAAUGAGCAAACAGAGGAUGUAUGGAGAAUUGAGUUAGAGGAGGAUGAACUUAGGCAUCCUUUGGUGAGAGAGAUUUGUAGGUUGAUUCAAUGUAGGUCGGCUUGGAAUGCAAAGCUUGAACGUGAUAUGAGGCACUUACUAAGAAGUCUCAAACCUCGUCAAGUUUGUGCUGUUUUGCUCUCUCAGGAUGAUGAACGUGUAGCUUUGCAGUUCUUUUAUUGGGCUGAUCGGCAAUGGCGGUACCGUCACAACCCGAUUGUAUAUUAUGCAAUGCUUGAGAUCCUUAGUAAGACUAAAUUGUGUCAAGGUGCUAAACGGGUUCUUCGGCUCAUGGCACGUAGAGGGAUUGAGUGUCAGCCUGAAGCAUUUGGUUAUUUGAUGGUGUCAUAUAGUAGGGCUGGCAACUUGAGGAACGCCAUGAAGGUUUUGACUUUAAUGCAAAAGGCUGGAGUUGAGCUGAAUUUGGGAUUAUGUAAUACUGCAAUCCAUGUUUUGGUGAUGGCAAAUAAGUUGGAGAAGGCACUGAGGUUCUUCGAAAGAAUGCAAAUUGUUGGAAUUAUCCCUAAUGUUGUCACUUACAACUGUUUAAUCAAGGGAUACUGUAACGUAAAUCAAGUUGAAAAUGCAUUGCAGCUGAUUUCUGAUAUGUCAUCAAAAAACUGUUCACCGGAUAAAGUUAGUUUUUACACCAUAAUGAGUUUCUUUUGUAAAGAAAAACAAGUCAAAGAAGUGAGGGACUUAAUGGAGAAGAUGGUAAAAGAAAGUAAUCUGUUUCCAGACAUGGUUACGUAUGACACUCUUAUCCAUAUACUAUCCAAGCAUGGCCAUGCAGAUGAGGCACUUGAAUUUUUACAGGAAGCUGAAGCCAGAGGAUUUCAGAUCGAUAAGGUUGGGCAUAGUGCAAUAGUUCAUGCGUACUGUAAACAGGGAAAAAUGGACGAGGCAAAAGGUAUUGUCAGUGAAAUGUUGUCAAAGGGUUGCAAUCCUGAUGUGGUGACUUAUACAGCUGUUGUCGAUGGUUUUUGUCGUGUUGGGAAGCUGGAGCAAGCUAAAAAAAUGCUUCAGCAUAUGUACAAGCAUGGCUGCAAGCCAAACACUGUAUCAUACACAGCUUUAUUAACCGGCCUUUGUCGGAAUGGGAGUUCAUUACAGGCAAGAGAGAUGCUGACUAGUAGCGAGGAAGAGUUUUGGACCCCGAAUGCCAUCACUUAUAGCGCUGUAAUGCAUGGGCUGCGUAAGGAAGGAAAAUUAUCUGAGGCGUGUGAUGUAGUGAAGGAGAUGAUUAGCAAGGGCUUUUUCCCAAACCCGGUUGAAAUUAACUUGAUAAUUGAGUCACUAUGUCAAGAGGGGAAAAUGAAUGACGCUAAAAGGUUCUUGGAGGAAUGUUUGAAUAAAGGGUGUGCCGUUAACGUUGUAAAUUUUACUACUCUUAUUCAUGGAUAUUGUCAAAAGGAUAACUUGGAGGCUGCUUUGUCAUUGCUUGAUGAUAUGUAUCUAAGUAACAAGCAUCCUGAUGCAGUCACUUAUACAGCAAUAAUUGAUGCACUUGGAAAGAACGGUAGAAUAGAAGAAGCAACUGAUCUUACCAUGAAGAUGCUAAAAAAAGGGUUGCUUCCAACACCUGUUACAUACAGAACAGUCAUUCACAGAUAUUGCCAGAUGGGAAAGGUGGAAGAUCUGUUGAAAUUAUUGGAAAAGAUGCUUUCGAGGCAGAACUGCAAAACAGCGUAUAAUCAAGUUAUUGAAAAGCUUUGUAGUUUUGGAAGCCUUCAGGAGGCUGAUAAAUUGUUGUCUAGGGUUUUGAAAACGGCAUCCAGAAACGAUGCUAAUACCUGUAACAUGCUUCUGGAAAGUUACUUGAGCAAAGGGAUGCCUCUAUCAGCGUAUAAAGUUGCUUGUCGUAUGUUUAACAGAAAUCUGAUUCCUAAUCUUAAAUUAUCUGACAAGUUGAGUAAGAGACUCAUGUCAGAAGGAAAAUCUGCGGAGGCAGAUAACCUCAUGCUACGAUUUGUUGAGCGUGGACACCUUUCACCUCAAUGUGAAUGACAUUUUGAAGCCAUAUUCCAAAUUUUACGACACUGGAGCUUUCCCUUUGAAGUUCAAUGGCUUGAAAAUGUUGAUUCUGGACAUAACAUGAUUAAGAGAUUUGGAGAUAGAUCCUUGGAAACAAUACUAUGGAUCUGCAAUCAAUAGUUGGAUAUGGAGCGUAUUUCCUGAUACUGCAAUAACCUCUGCUACUUGAGGUGCCAUCUCACACUACAAAUUUUCUGCACUGCUGCUGCUGUGGACUUAAAUGACAUCUUCAACGUAACAGCAAAAUUCCUUCCAUGAUUGCCCACCUACAUUUGUGUAAGCAUCAUGUUUCAAAUUGAAGGAUAUUAUGAAUUGAAAUAGGCCUGCUAAUGGACAUCAGAUUGUAUGCAGAUGAGCUAACUGGUCAUGCAUCUGAAAUGACGACCGAAUUGUGAAAUCAGAGUUCAGAGCAACAAAUGAAAUGUUCCGAUCUUCAGAUGUUAACAUAUACGACUUGGUUGUUUGCAACUACUCAUUGAAAUCAUCUCUUGGGUGAAAUGAGCCUAACAAUCUAGGUGAAAAAGGAGAAAUGCAAAAGGUGGAGCCCUGUUUUAAGAAAAUGGUGAGGCUUUGGCUGGCUUCUGCUAUUGGAUUAUAUCAAAAGGGGUAUAUUCAUGUAGAAAGGCACCAUAUGGACCCUUCUACACGUCCGCUUCGUCCAUGGCAGACCUGUCAUUUCAUUUUUUGGUGUAUUAAUGAAAAUUUGUUUCCCUUGUAAAAUUUACUCUUCAGGCAUGUAGUAAUCCAGACAUCUUGUUAAUAAUUGGAAGGCUAGUUCUUUUGAAAGUCUCGUACACAGGUUGGCUCAGGGUGAAAAUCAACUUGUAGGAUGUCAUUUGUAAAGAGUAGAACUAGAUAAAGCAAUCCAACAUAACCCAUGAACACUUCUGCACUGGCUUAGCCUAGAAACUACAAUUUACAACAACAAAAUUUAUUAUUAUGAAAAAUUCUGUAACAACUGAACCGUAGACUCCUCCAAGCAGGGGAUUUCCCCUUACCUUGAAGGAACAAGGAUUACAACAAUAAGCAAAACCUCUGGCACAAUGCAUAAUGGAUUGGUACAAGUCCACAGCCUUUUCUCUCUCUUAUGUCACUUGUUUCUUGUGAUUACUCUUUGAG